Tuber melanosporum (Perigord truffle) is the source of this 2880-nucleotide messenger RNA. RefSeq lists its product as uncharacterized. The record is from RefSeq and is a predicted model, not a curated record. NCBI's taxonomy places the organism in Eukaryota, Fungi, Ascomycota, Pezizomycetes, Pezizales, Tuberaceae. The coding region runs from base 1171 to 2880 and encodes 569 amino acids. The transcript has a single exon.
CAUCCCCAUCCCCCUCUUGAAAAAUAAAAAAGAUACUUAGCCUAGUGACUGUAGAGGCUUCACACUAUCCAUUAUCAUUGUACGAUUGCAGGUGCUUGCAUAAUAAGUCAACAACUCGGUUUCCUUACCGGUAAAAAGCCUACGGCCGAUUAGGCAUAUGUAAUAUAGCACUAUGCCCGCCGCUCCAUGUAGCCGAUCCAUCUCAUACUUGCUUCCUUGAAGUUCCUUCCUUUCUUACACCUACCGGACGGGGAAGGGUAAAAAAAAAAAAAAAAGUACCUGGUCCUUCGCUUUUUCGAUAUGGGAAAGUGUCUUAUCAUUGUCGGACUGAAUUAAGGGUUGCGUUGUGUUACGAUACGGCUGUUGCUGUUGCUGUUGCUGAAGCUGAUGAUCGAGCUGUACAGUACAGUACUGCACUCCAGUACAUAUGGUAUGGCAGACUCACAGACGCCCCCAUCUUCUAUAGAUAUCCUGCUGUGCCUCCUGCCCUGCACUUCUCUUUCUCACUUUGUCUGAUUUCUCCGCGUGCCCGUCCCUAUUUCCAGCUGCGGUUGUGAAGUUUAUUUUAUUUUUUACUUCUUCAGAUAGUUACGAUAAUAACUUGACUUACCCCGCUUGGUGCGCUCAUCCUUUCUUUUAGUCCACUCUCAAAAAAAAAAAAAGCAUUUACAAAAGCUGAAUAAAUAAUCCGUAACUCACAGCCGAAUAGCCCACAGAUAUGGAUGCCUUAUCCAUCUAGCCUUUAUUUUGCUUUAUUUUUUUGAUUGAGGAAAUAUUUCCUUUCACUUUUCCCCUAUCACUUCUUCCUUCUUCCCUUCCACCUCUUUUCUUGAGUUGGCUUGGUUGAGCUGGUGAAAGUCAAAUGCCGCUUGACAGCCUCUCUAACACUUCUACCAGUGCGCUUUUAAAACGUACUAGAAGGGCGCGGCCCCGUCCACUUUCCAUACAGUCAACGUCCACAACCUCAGCACUUUGCUGCGGCGGCUACUUCUUCUCACGGCCUAAUUGUGGCCUAGGCCCAGCGGUAGCGGCAGGGAGGGUGCACCGCCAGUGCCUUCGGCCGACUGGGAGACGACAGCCGCCAAGUGCAUAUAGACGCACCUCCGCGCUCUAUUCUUCUUCGUUUAGUCCUUCCCCAAGAAUCGGGGGGAAGGAGGAGAGGGGGAAAUCAUGCCACCCUACAAUUCAAACAACCCUUCAGGCUCCUCGUCAGUGUUCCCAGAAGCCAUCCUGCCAUCCAUUGUGGUCAUUUCCUUACUUGUUCUUAUAACCUUUGUUGGAGCAGUCAUUAUCUUUGUUCGAGCCUAUAAACAACUAAAGCGCCGGCGGUUAUCACAGCAGGAGAAGAACAAGAGAAGUAGGGUGAAGGAUGGUGGUGGUACUAUGAGGGAGACAGACGAGGUAAAAAAUGUGGGUACCCCAAAGACCGGGAGACGGCUUUUCCGUAACCUUUUCUCGAGAAACCGGGAAACGGCGGCGUCUAGGCUCCCGCCCCCGGUCGCGAUAAUGACCGGGGAGUCGGGGGGACUGUCACAGAAUGUGAGAGAGAUGGUGGAGGAUUGGUUUCACAGGGAGCGCGAAGCUACCAAUGGUCAUGGCAUUCGGUCUGCUCGCGAACCUCCGAGUAUGGGCAUGUAUGAGGGCGUGACUGCACCGGUAGUUCCGGUUGCUGGUAAAAUUGAGAGGAUGACCGGGAACGUCCUCUCCAACGAUCUAUACACCCAUCGAGCGAGCGGCACAGCGCCAACGAGGGGAGACAAAAUUCCAACCCAUCGUCAAAGUGUAGAGGAGUGGUCAAAGCCGAUACGAAUUGCCAUUCCAAGAACUCCUCCCCCAAGGCCGUUUGAACACGAUAGCAGCUAUUCACCGAUGUCUCAUGCCACAGACGAAACGUCCGCAGUGAACGACUUAUCGCCGAAUUACGAGAACAUCCUCGGAUUGUCCGCGCCACCUCCAGUCGCAACUACCCUGAUAGAUAGAAGGUACCCAAAUGUAGCAGCCCUCGCAAGGGCAAACAUCCCUUCGGCGAAACCUAGCACGCGCCUUUCGUACACAUAUUCCCGCAGUAGCCAUACGGAGCACAUCUCAACACAAUACAAUCCAAAUAGCCGGUCCAGAAGGGCUCCAUACAGGAGUUCAAGGGAUAUGGUACCGCUUCUAGAUCCACCGCUCUCAGCAGCGUUCGGCGGUUUCAAGGGAGGACCUAAGACUUCGAAGGGCAAAGGAAAACAGGUUUCCAGAGACAGCGUUGAAAGUGCGACUCCAGAGCACCCGUCGAUACCCUCCCACCGCAGAUCUUGGAGCGGAAGAAGUGUAUUAGAACUCGACGACACUGAGCACAGUACCGAGAGUCCACCCCAACCACCACCACCCCUGCCAACCGACUCGAGUCCGGAACCUACACUACCGAAAUUCGCCACAACACCGCGACUUCGGACUUCUGCCGUUGGCUCUCCUUCGCACUCUCUGCUACCACCUGCCCUGCUAAUGCCACCUUCCACCCCCGACACCAGCCGCAGCAACCACCCCGACGUAGCCUUAUCACGGGCUCACUCCAUCUCAAAAAGGUCUAUAGCCUCCAUCCCAUCUACAAUAUCUUCUUUUAACGCCGUCGCCGCACCUGUAAACCCAAUACAUGGUCUCUCGCCCACACCACCACGCUUAGCCAGCCCCCCCGUAGCAGGCUCGGACGAGGUGUUAGGGAGAAGUAUCGGCUCCCUUAUCGCGGAGACGACCGAAGUGUCGAAUUUCACGGAACGCGAGUUGGAAAUGGAGAUGGCGAGGAUUAGAGACCGGGCUAAAAGGGCCUCUGACGAGGGGCGUCGGAAAGGGAGAGAAGAGCACCGGAGGCGAGGCGGCGGCCCUUCCUCUUCGAGUUAA